Messenger RNA from Anarrhichthys ocellatus (wolf-eel), 1291 nucleotides. RefSeq lists its product as uncharacterized. NCBI's taxonomy places the organism in Eukaryota, Metazoa, Chordata, Actinopteri, Perciformes, Anarhichadidae. Bases 91 to 1032 code for a protein of 313 amino acids. The record is from RefSeq and is a predicted model, not a curated record. The transcript is spliced from 8 exons.
GGCAUGUACUGUCAUUCCCUAUUUCAUAACACCUGUGGAUGCUGGACUACAAUAGCUGUGGAAGUUCUAUAAAGACAGUACACCAUCACCAUGGUGAGCCACAGCCCAGCCCGCGUUGUGCUCAUGUUUGUUGGAUUGUUCGCCUUUUUAGUCUCAAUCACGCUCAACUCUCUAUCAGGAUUUGGUGCUAAAUCAGGUGUUUUCAAGCAGCGCACAGAAGAUGUGACACUCAAGUAUACAACCCCCAUCACUCCUGCUCAGUGGGCUCUAUUUAUCGGGGAUUUCAUAUAUCUCUGGAUUCUUGCCAUGUUUCUAUACUUUUUAGUGGGACUCUGUAGAAGGAGUGCUUACGACUGGAUGUACACCACGCCUGCAGUGCUACCCUAUGGAUUUCAUGUUUCUAUCAUCAUCAAUAUUUGCUUGAACAUUACAUGGUUGUUUCUGUUUGACAGAGAGUUGUUGCUGCCGGCGCUGAUAAUCUCCACACUAAUGAUGCUCAGCGAUUACGUGAUCCUAUAUUUUUCCUGUCGUGGACUGAAGGUCUAUGGAGCCUGGUUGAACAAAUAUCACAACGUAGACCUCUGGCUCAUCAGAAUAUUGGUGCAAAAUGGAGUCGCAGUAUAUGCAACAUGGGGGACUCUUUACACUCUGCUGAACCUGACGAUAUACUUGCAGCAUAAGACAGACAUAUUAAGAUGUGACUGUGCAAUGCUGUCGCUGCUGCUGCUUCUGAUGGAGCUGUUGGCCUGGUUUCUGUUAGAGAACUUCUACCUUGACGAGCAUGUGCGUUACAUUGUGACCAUCUACCCUGUUGUAAUCCUGUGGUUGACCGGCACCCUGAGCAAUUCUGGCUCUCCUGAAAGUCCGACUUACAUCUUUGCAGCUUUUAUCUUGGCUAUUUCCUGCAUCAUCUUCGUGGCACGCAUUGCCCUGGUCACAUGGAAGUGUCACAAACGGCCGCUUUACAGUGACAGUAGACCCAGUAUGUCACCAGUGGAAAUAGCCUUGACACAAAGUAAACUCUUUUUAUGAAUAUGAGCUAAGAGUGAACUAAUGUAACAAUAAAUACAAACGGCCUGUGUUAAUAUUGCAAAAAUAUGAAAACCAAAACACUUGAACAUUACGCACAUCCCAUAAAAGAAAGAGCUUCUUUAACAAAUAAACGACGAAAUGGAAGAUAAAUGGAAGUCAAGAAUGUUUUUUUAAGGAUUUUUUAAAUCAUACACUGAACAAAUGAUGGGUUGAUGCGAAUAUUAAGAAAGAGUCAUGAAGUAGAAUACAUGUUUUGAGG